This is a messenger RNA of Prorocentrum cordatum, 900 nucleotides long. The record is from the annotation of a GenBank genome assembly. NCBI's taxonomy places the organism in Eukaryota, Dinophyceae, Prorocentrales, Prorocentraceae.
CAGAGGGCCGCUGGCGGCGACGCCCCGGGCGCCGAGCUCGGCGGCUCCUGCGCGUACUACGGCUGCAGCGAGACGUUCCGGGUGAUGUGGGCCUGCCAGUGCAGCCCCGGCUGCGAGCUGCAGGACAACUGCUGCUCCGACUACGCGACCACGUGCCGCGCGCCCGCGCGCGCCCUCCUCGACGACGGCAGCGCCGCCAUGGCCCUGCGCAUGGACGACCGCGCGCCCUGGAAGCAGGAGGGCGAGCGCGACGGCACCCCCGCGGCGCCGCAGCCGGACGCUGCGGGCGGGCUCGCGGCGCCGAGGGAGGCGACGGGGAGCCUCCAGCACGACGCGCAGCAGGCGGCGCCGCAGCGCAGCACGCAGCUGGUGCAGCUGCCCUCGCAGCCCCUGACGCCAGCGCGCCCCGCCCUGCCGCCCGCGCCGAGCCCGCCGCCCCCGCCGCCGCCCGCGGAGCAGGCGCCGCAGGAGCCGCCGCGGCAGGCUCCGCAGGAGCCCGAGCCGGUCGAGAGGCAGACCCAGCAGACCACGGAGGACCUCCGGCCCAGGCCCGAGCCCGCCAGCCAGCUCGACCCGCCGCCGCCGAAGAAGAAGCCGUCCGCCUGGAUCCUGCCGCUGGCGGGGGCCUUCGCCGCGGCGGGGACGCUGCUCCUCGCCAUCGCGGGGGCGCGGCAGUGCUGCAGGGGCACCGCCGCGCCCCGGGGGCGGCCCGGCGCGGUCGCGCCCCUCCGCAGCCCCCGGGACAACUCGCCCCUGAUGGUGUCCCCCAGCCGCCAGGAUCCGUACGAGGAGGACGACAUCGUCAACAGCUUCGAGAGCCAGGUCAAGGAGGCGAAGCAGCGCGCGAAGAGCCUGACGCGCAAGUCUCACUCGCCCCCCGCAAGACCGUCCAGUCGCUGA